Molecule: messenger RNA, 1155 nt
Organism: Mangifera indica (mango)
Lineage: Eukaryota; Viridiplantae; Streptophyta; Magnoliopsida; Sapindales; Anacardiaceae
Product: ACT domain-containing protein ACR12-like
Exons: 10
Coding region: 76-963 (295 amino acids)
Cellular component (GO): chloroplast stroma; chloroplast thylakoid membrane
Source: RefSeq, a predicted model, not a curated record
UCUGUCUUCUUGAAACCGAAAUAAAACCAGAACUGAAGCAUUUCCAUUUCCCUUCCAAUAAUCUCAAUUUCCUUCAUGGCUUUUACCAAUUCUCUCUUCUCUUCUUCAACUCUUCCUCGAUCUCGACUGGCCUAUUCCGAUUUAUCCCCUCUACUUUCUCACGAUUCGUCUCUUCUCAAUUUCAGUGGCAAUUUCUCUCCGAUUUCUCGCAAUUUCUCUCAACAACGACUUCUCCACGCGAGAAAGCAGAAUAUUCUGUAUGCUACCAGUGAUGGUACGAAUGCUGUCAGUUCAACCCCAUUGAAGUCAGAGCUAGAUGCUAAUUAUGUGCCGAUGCCAAUAGUUCUGAUUGACCAGGAUUCAGAUUCAGAUGCGACAAUUGUACAAAUCAGUUUCGGAGACCGUCUUGGAGCUCUUAUUGACACGAUGAAUGCACUGAAAGAAUUGGGUUUGGAUGUGGCUAAGGGAACUGUUGUUACAGAAGGAUCAGUCAAACAAACAAAAUUUUUCAUUACACGAUUGGACACUGGGCGCAAAGUUGAAGAUCCUGAUUUGUUAGAGAGAAUUCGACUUACUGUCAUUAACAAUCUCUUGAAGUAUCAUCCCGAAUCUAGUGUACAACUUGCGAUGGGUGAGGCUUUUGGAAUAAAAGCACCAGAGAAAAAGGUGCUUAACGUUGAUAUUGCUACUCAUGUACAUGUUAAGGAGGAUGGACCUAAGAGGAGCUUGCUCUAUAUAGAAACGGCGGAUCGACCUGGAUUGCUGGUGGAAAUCAUUAAAAUUAUUGCUGAUAUCAAUAUUGAUGUGGAAUCAGCAGUGAUUGACACAGAAGGUUUGGUAGCCAAAGACAAGUUUCGUGUCAGCUACAGAGGGCAAGCAUUAAACAGUUCCUUGUCUCAGGUGCUGGUAAAUUGCCUUCGUUACUACCUUAGAAGGCCAGAAACAGAUAUUGACAGUUACUGAGAAUUGGAUGAAUAACCUGUUUUUAUGGUGGUGAAGUCGAGUAUCAAAAUUGUAUGUUGUGUAUUCUGCUUUCAUCUUACAUAAUUGCAUUCUGUUCCUUAAAAAAGUACUACUGACUCAUUAUCAAUAAUUUUAAGAACAUUGUAACUAUAAACAAUUAAAUAAAAAAAAAAAAUUUAAACUUUUUUGGCC